UUUACUUAAGGUCUGCUGUAGGUUGAAAACAACACAAUCCGGUUGAAAUUAGAAGACUUUGGUGACUGAUUAGUUCAAACAGAUUCGUCAUUUUCCCCUGCAACCAGAGAGAAAUCAAGAUGACGCAUAACGAAGAGAGGGCUCACUGGGUAAAGGAAGGCGCCAUUGGUUUAGGGGUUGGAGUUUUGUAUGGUCUCACCAACACAUGUGUGGGUCAUCCAUUUGAUACAAUCAAAACAAAAAUGCAAGGGCAGGUCGGCUAUGAGAAAACCAACAUGUUCCAGACACUAGGGAAGACACUGCGCACACAAGGUGUAAUCGGCUUGUACAGGGGCUGUAUACCACCUCUCUGGGGAUCAGGAAUCUAUAGAUCAUCUCAGUUUGCUGUGUUUGAAGCUAUGUAUACAUACUUUGAUUCCCCUGUAGGCCGCUAUGAAAUUCCAGGACUAGCUGGAUUGCAGUUGAGAGUUGUGGGUGCUGGUGUCAUAGCGUCCACUUCCCGAGCCAUCAUAGAAACACCCCUUGAGUAUGCAAAGGUGAGACGCCAGACACAACAAACAUGGCAGCUCCGAAAGGUGUACACUGGCUUUGGAGUGACAUGGGCUAGAACCAUCGGUCUGAUGACUACCUACUUCAUGUUGGUGGAUUCUAUCCGUCGACAUUUCCCAGAUCUCUUCAAGCAGCCGAUUCUCGGCCCCUUCCUCACGUCUGGUUUGGCUGCCACAGCAGCAUGGUGGAUUGUUUGGCCACUUGAGUACAUGAAAUGUCAGAUCCAGGCUGACUACGGAAAUAAAAUGCCGGUCUGGCAGAGGAUGAGGUUCAUAGUAAGAGAGAGGGGUGGAUUCUUUGCCCUUUACCGUGGAAUCAUGCCUGGCACCAUCCGUAGCUUUCUGGCCAAUGGAACGAGCAUGAUUGUGAUGUCAUACGCACAGAAAAAAGUCUCUGAAAUGGGACUACGUGACUCCUGAAGUAGGUCACUGUGACCUUGUUUCUGCCAACCAGUUUUUACUAUGUCAUGAGGAUUAAUUAUCUCAAGUGACUUAUUUUAUAUACCAAGGUAAUCAAAAAUUUGUUUGAUUGAGGAAUGAGAUGGCAACAAACUUCUAACAUUCCUCGUUACAUCUGUAUGGUAAACUAGUGGAAUAACACUGAAAAUAGUUUACUAAAGACAACUGUACUACUCCACACGGAGAGCAACAUGCCACAUCGCAAUAUUUUCCCCCAAAUCAAGGAUUAAGUUUAUGAAAACAAUAGUCUUUUUAUCUAAUUUUCAUUGUUACAAAAUAUAUUGAGAUUCUCAUGCCUUCUUAUAUU
Mizuhopecten yessoensis (Yesso scallop) is the source of this 1314-nucleotide messenger RNA. Its product is annotated as protein dif-1-like. Gene Ontology annotation, cellular component: mitochondrion. Gene Ontology annotation, molecular function: transmembrane transporter activity. The transcript has 8 exons. Bases 120 to 968 code for a protein of 282 amino acids. Gene Ontology annotation, biological process: transport. The record is from RefSeq and is a predicted model, not a curated record. NCBI's taxonomy places the organism in Eukaryota, Metazoa, Mollusca, Bivalvia, Pectinida, Pectinidae.